CUCGGAGGGGCGUAGUUCGUGCGUAGAGGGGUGUGGCCCACUUUAGGAGGCCGUAAUAGGGCCACGGCUUGUGCCUAAAGGGACGUGAUCAGGGGCGUGGCUUGUGACCAAAGUCGGUUGCGUUGCUAAGGGGCGUGGCUCGUAACGAGGGGGGUUGCUGCGAGCGUGAUCCGUUACUAGGGGGCGUUGUUAGGGGCGUGGCUCGUAACCAUGGGGGCGUUAUAUUCAGGGGGGCGUUAGGGUCAUGGCUCGUAGCUAGGGGGCGUCGCUGAGGGCGUGACUCGUAACUAGGGGGCGUUGUUUGGGGCGUGUCUGUUAGGCGCGGAGCAGGCGGCAAGCGAGCAGCGAGGCACCGGCGGCGCUGAGGUAAAUGUUCAGAAUAGGAAUAUUUAUUUAUCCUGGAGGAAUCCGAUGAGCUAUAAAGCUCUUUCACAGAUGACCAGUAUGGGCGGGUCAGAACGUUACUGGACAUGUAAAAAAGGAGCUUUUCUAGCUCAUUGGAUUCCCGCGGUAUAAAUAUUCUGGUUCUAAACAAACAAUGCAGCAACACGAUCAGAGUGCAAAAUAUAGAAAAGGUAGGCAAAUCACUAAAACAAUAUAUAAAUAAGACUAAACUUUUUUAUUUCACCAGGUUAAAGCAACACCGAGCUAUUUAGCUUUUUUCAGAAGGGUCCUCGCCACAAGUGACGGCUCAACGAAGUGGCUUUUACGUGGACAUUUGAUGCAGCCAAAUAAACACAACAACCUUAAAUCAAUUCUAGAUUUGAAGCCUACGUGACUUUACCGAAUAGAACCAAAGAAUAUGGAACCUUAAACCACAACGGCGACUUCGCGGUUCCAAGGAACCCACAAACAAGCGACACUGAGACCGACGGCGUAAUGACAGAGCCUCCCCCAUCCAGCAAACAUUGACGAUAACAAUUUUGACUUAAAACGUUCGUGACUGCAGUCAUUCAUAUUCUUGAUUAUUUCGGUAAAGAACCAAGAAUAUAGUGACCGAUAACAGCUGUGUAAAGUUGAGGGGAAAAACCGAGUUGACCACUAUUGUUCAUUAAUCCGGCUUAACAAGCAGAGGAGAUUGACGAUUUCGUGGCGUGAUGGUGAGCGUGGCGGCAAUAUGUUCUUGAGUUAAGCGCCAAUGUCGAGGUCUUCUGGCCACGACGAAGAGGGCUUCACGAGAGUUGGUGUCGUUUUGCUGCCCCAAUGAAGGAGCGCAGACUCUACAGUGUUUUUGCUGUAUGAUCCAUAGUUUGGUUGGCAUGGCUGGUCACACUUGCCGUGACUUGCGUAUUUAAUUUUCCAUUCAUGUCGGAGAUGUGCUCAUCAGCCUGUUGAAGUUCUGAUGCGGUUUUAUGUAGCGCCAGUGUCUUUGAGGAGGAAAGUCAAAAGCCAGCAGGUGUAAUGUUUGGGUCUCUCGAACGAGGGGUUUAUUCUGGACGUACGCGUUGUUCCACUCUGUUCAUCACAGAGUUAUUCUGGGUUAGAUUCUAGGAUGGCGACUUCAGUGCGGUCCCAGAAUGGGGAUCGGGACUUGAGUCGAGGAACGUUGUUGAGGUCUCGGUUGAUGGGCUAGGUGGUUGAUGGAGUUUUCAUGUCUCUACGGAUAUUUGGUGGAAGAAUUGCGGUGUGGGUACUCCACCUCUUCCGAUACAUUUUCCGUGCGUUGAAGAGUAUAGCAAAUUUUGCCGAGAGAUCCCUCUUGUGGAGGCUCUUAAGCCAGCAGUGUCGCAGGCAUGCAAUUGCAGGGCCGCACCGUUUUGACCUCACCGAGGUGAAUAUCGAGUAAUUCUGUCUUGAAUGAGCUUGUGAGUCAUGUAUAGCCUACAUAGAUCACCAGAGCCAGAGGUUGCAGGUGAGGAUAGAGCCCAGGAACGGCAGUCAGGUGAGUGUGGAGCCAGAUGAGACCAAUCAAUCUGCAUAUUGCAGCAUAAUGGGAACGGUACAGGGGUAUAGAGCAACAGGAAUGGAAAAAAACCGUCACAACAUCAGCGGCUAACAGCACAGACGAAGCAAAGUAAAUUCCAACCGUGCACAAUGAAUAGCAUAAGUGUUUGUUGAACUUCUUUUGCACCGUACACAGCCAAUUGCUAAUCGGAGGUGCGCAGGAAGGACAACAACCUACACACAAAAAUAGUUCUCAAGAAAUUAGUUUUCAAUCUAGAUGUAAAAGUGCUUAGCUUCAGUGGCCUCCUAAUAUCAGAAGGAAGAGUGUUACAGACAGCCGCAAAAGCGUAUCUGAAAGCGCACGAUGCAGUGACCGUCUUUGUUUGAUGACUAGACCAAAGCCACUGCGAGGAUGGCUGGCGUUUGAGUGAUGGUUUAUGCUCCUUAACGAGAUCAGCAAGGUAUUGUGGUUCAUUUGUGGCAAGCACUUUGUGUAAUGAGAGGGAGUUUAUAAUAUAUUCGUUCGGCAACCAGAAGCCAAUGCAGCUUGGCGAGCACUGGACGGACAUGGUCGGAUCUUCGAGUACCUCUCACAACAUGUUCCAGAGAAUUAUGCACAUGCUGCAGCUUGGUAAUGUAUUUGCCCGAUGUCCCGAAGAGUCGUGAGUUGCAAGAAUCAAGCCUUGUCGAUAUUAUACUACACGACUCUAGUGGUAAAAUGUGCCGUACAACCCUGAUGUAAAAAUUGUAGGACCUGACUAUGUUGCACGUGAUGAUCAAACGACAUUCUGGUGGAUUAUGGAGCCGAGGGUCUUUAGAUGAGGAGAAAACUGAAUCUUGGAGUCUGCGACCGCCACACCUGAUCCUCCCACAAUUUUUUCCCCAGAACUUGUGUGCUAACCAGCAGCACCUUCGAUUUUUCUGGAUUAAGCAAUAUUCCAUUUCGUGCAAAUUACACGUGCACCGCUUCUGUGCAAUCUUUGAGGUUAGUGAGACUCCAUAUUUAACUUUGACUUCACUGAAAAAAGGUAAGUAGUAAAUUAAUAGAAGCAAAACUUUUUAUUUUAUAUUUUAUGGGACUACAAAUAUGAGCAGAGCCAGUCGAGAAUAGUCAGGUACCGAUAGAGCCAGGUGAGAAUAUAGCCAGGUGAGGGCAUCUGAACUGGACUCUGCCUGUGAUUUGCUUUACAUCUGUGUGUAUGUGAUGAGUGUUGUGUGUGGUAUGUGUCUGGCGAGAGUGUGUGGUGAGGUGUGCGAUCGUGUUUUGACAGGUAUUGUUGGCUGGGGUCAUGAGGCACUGUGACAUGGAGCAUGGAGUCCUCCAUGACUCUCGAGUGAGCAGCAAGCGGAGCCACGUCCGCCAGUACUUCCCCAUGGCGAUGCAAUCUCGCAGGCGUCCGCGCCAGGACGGUGGAAAAAGCCAUGUGAACAAUCGCGGCGCGAGCCCCAGCCUCAUAAUACAGCGCGGGGAAAUGGCAGCCUUCUUCCGUCUGUUUGACGAUGAUCUGAUACAGGACUUUUUAUGGAUGGACAGUUGCUUUAGACUAUCGGACAAGUACCUGCUCGCCAUGGUGUUCUCCUACUUCAAGAGGGCUGGCUUCAAGACUUCCGAAUACAGUCGCACAAAUUUCUUCUUGGCUCUGUAUCUGGCCAAUGACAUGGAAGAGGAUGAGGAGGAGUCCAAGUAUGAGAUCUUCCCCUGGGCACUGGGCCACGGCUGGAGGAAGUCUUUCCCAGAAUUCCUCAAGUGGCGCGAGGAGCUUUGGGCACGCAUGGACUAUCGUGCUGCCGUAAGCUGGCGCUGCUGCAAAGAGGUCAUGGCAAUUGCGCCGAACCACAACAUCUGGCAGCGUGAGCGCUUGGCCCAUCACAGCGGAGCCGAGCGCAGCUGGCGCAGGGGAAAUGGGCAGCCAGUGGCACUGCUGGGCCCCCAGCCUCCUCCCGGAGUGGAACGGCGCUGCGUGCUCUGCACCAAGAAGCUGAGCGUGAUGCACCUGGACGCUUCGUCUUCCUCUUCUUCCUCGUCAGCAUCCCCUUCUUCCUCUUCAGCAUCCCCCUGCACCAUGAACCUGCUGGAUCUCUUCACAGAGCACGGCGAGGGUGGUGCCUGCCCCACUCGGCCACCGCACGGCCACCGCACGGCCACAGGAGUAGAGCGAUACUCGGCAAAGGACAACACACAACCUCCGUGGGUGCUGGAAUGUGGGACAAAGCGGCGACGUGCUAUCCUGGACAAGAAGGGCGCCUGCGGUGCGAUGCCAGUCGCAAAGCCAUGUGCGUGGUAUUUAUAAAAUGGACUCUGCUGGACUAAGGUGGAAGCAACAGAAAAAAAACAACACUGUGGUGUGGAGUGUUGUAAAAUACAAGCUCCUGAGCGAGGAACGACGUAGACAUUUCUAGAAUUGUCGCAAACCAACACUUGUCAUAACUCCAAAUCUAUAAGGGGUGUAAACAAAUACGUGUAGUAACCUUAGCAGAGAAAUUAGGGGCCGUCCAUAAAUGACGUCACGCACCGGGGGGGGGGGGGGU
Messenger RNA from Petromyzon marinus (sea lamprey), 4413 nucleotides. NCBI's taxonomy places the organism in Eukaryota, Metazoa, Chordata, Hyperoartia, Petromyzontiformes, Petromyzontidae. The record is from RefSeq and is a predicted model, not a curated record.